AACGCCGCAUCGGCAACCUCAUUCAACUCGACCCCCAACGCCGAACCCCCCACCCCCCGGCAGGUGGUACCGGACAAAGGAACAUCACCACAUGUCGGCCGGCGGUCCUGGUGGCCCCGGUGGGCACACCUUCCCCCCGCAGCAGGAGAUGUCCGCAGGGGAUGUCAUCCUUCAGCAGUUGCUCAGUCUGCAGGCCCAGGCAGAACACCAACAGCAACAGAUGCAUCAGCAGCAACCUCAACCUCAGCAACAACAACAGCAGCAGCCGUUCUAUCCACAGCAGCACGAGCACUUUCACCAAUUCCAACAACAACAAUUCCAGGUGCCGCCUGCGCCCCUCAAGCGCUCGUGGUCGGAUGUCGACGUGCAACAGCAACAACAACCGUCCUUCUGGCCACCACCACCGCCGCCGGACCAGCACUUCCUCCCACCGCAGUUCCGCUCGCCGCAGAUGUCGUCACCGCAGCUCACUUCGCCGCAGCUCCAGUUCAUGAACAACAACAAGAAGCCGCGAUAUGACCAACCGCCGCCGCCGCCGGGCAUGGCCAUGGGCUUCCCCCCGAUGAUGUCCUCGCCACAACCACAACCCCUCCCCACACCGCCGCAGAGACAGUACGCGUAUCCUUACCCCGUGCCGCAGGCAUUCCCACCACAGCAGCCGCAGCAGAAUGCCUUCCCCACCCCCGCCUUACCCCUCCCGCAACAGUUCCUCCCGCCACCGCCGCCAGCUGCGUCGCCUUCCCCCGUCCUUCAGCACCAACACCCCGUCGCCUUCCCUCCGCCACAGGCGCCAGCGCCUACACCCGCGCCACGGCCAGUCAAGCCGAAGGCGCCGAAGCCUGUGGCUCCGGCACCAUCACGGCCUAUGGCGGCUCCACCAUCACGGCCAAAAGCGGCACCAACAUCAUCAAAGUCGGCGGCCCCACCCCCAGCCCUAGCACCACAGCGCCCGGCACCUGUGCCCGCCCCGGCGGCAUCACCCUUCCCCAUACUCGCUAAAGCGACAUCGUCGGCGCCAGCAGUGCUCACCCGCCCCGGGCCGGCGCGCGAGGAGAUCCCCACAGUUCCGCUGCUGUACCACCUCGCCGUGUCAGCCCACCAGGCAGCGCAUCAUCACUUGAGGCAGGCGUUCGUGCCCUCGUCGAUCCGCGUCCCAGGCGGCGAGGACCCUACGUGUCCGCCGAUCAGGAUGACCCGUGGGGGUCGCCCCAAGGCCGGCGUGCCAUUCUCCCAUGACGCCAACGCCGCGACGACGAGCUUGCGGCUGCUCGUCCUCUCUGCCGACCUCUUACGCUCCGGCCUCUCGACGGCGGGGCUGAGUGACAAGGAAAAGGUCGCCUUCGGCCUCGAGUUUGUUACUGUCGGCAUCAAGAUCCUCGCGGCAGUCGAGGAGAUUGGGCGCUUGGAUAGUGCUCAACGGGCGAAGAUCAAGAUCAAUGUCGACACGGAGAACCUUGCCACCGAUGUUGAGGACACAAUCACAAAGUCCCAUGCAUUAUCCCUUCGCAGCCCGGCACUCAAGACGUAUCGCCAUGGACUGGAGUUGUCAAACGCAAGGCUGGCGUUUAUGAGGGACAAGGUUCACCACGGCAAGCGGGUGAUCAAGCAGGCGUUGGCGAUGACGACUAAAGACGAGUUCCAGCAUCGAUACAGCCUUCGCCUGAUGCUAAUGCAACAUCUGGAGGAGACGUCUCACCCAGACUUCUUUACUGUCGCCGACGAGAUCGAGUCCGAAGCUCGCUCCCGCCAACACUUUGAGCUCAUGCAGCUCAUCCACGUAGCACGCAUAAAGGCCUACUUCUCCCAACGCAAAUGGGACAAGCUGCAACCAGCGCUCGAUGAGGGGGCAAAGGUCAUGAGAUUGACGCAGCCGCCGCCGGAGCCUGCUGCGGGCGGUAGCAACACCGUGGCCACCGGCAUCAGACCGAAGAGCCCCCAGAGCCUUGCUUGGAAGGCUUCAUUGACGGCGCACUUCUUGCUCCUCAGAGCCCUGUACCAGGGCCGUAUCGGCGAGGACAACAAAGUCAAGCUGGUCCUCAAGAGCCUGUACAACUUGAUCGACGACUCAACAGACCAGGGCUACCUCGAUGCCAUGCGGGAAAGCGGUGGCAUUGUCGAGUUUGUGCUCCAAUCUCCAUCCGGGCCGCCCCAGAGCCUCUACGUACAGUCGACGCCCAUCAACGUGCUCUACACACUCACCUACAUCACGACGAUUGUCAGUCGGAGGGAGUUCUUGGGCAGCUCGGCGACCUGCCGCACUCUUGUGCACUCGAGGGCGAUGCGCGAGUGGGAAGAUGUCGCUCGUGCUGAGGAUUUCUGGGACUCUGGAUUCUCGCAGGUUCAUGGCCUCGCCGAGGCCCUUCGGUUGCGAAAGGUUAUGGCGACGCUCAAAGCAGAGGGCAUGAUGGAGGAGGCACUGGCCCACAUCAUUCGCUCGUCGUUUGCCGAGGCGGACAAGGUAGGUGCCCUGCACCGCCGAGCAUCUACUUACAACCAGGUCCUCACGGAUACAGUUCGCCACUUGCGCAGGUGCCACCUGUUCAAUAGCCACUUGCCGCAGCUGUCCCUUCUCUACGCCCAGUUUACGCACAUCCUAGGCUUGUCUGACAAUGCUGUUCGGUACUACCGCGCAGCCCAGUCGAUGAUCACUCCCGGGUCUGAGCUCCGCCUGGUCGUCGACGUCGGCCUCUUAUCAGCAAGUGGUGGGCUCGAGGGCUUGCGUGACAGUCACGAGCGAUCCCAAUACGUCAACAUGCUGGCGGAUGCCUGUCGAUCGGGCAACAACGCAAUGCUGAGCGCAGUGGGAAGCUUCCUCUCAAGCCUGACGGAGACGGAGCGUGUGAUUUCAAAACGCUUCCUCUCCAACGCGUACGAGUUGGCCCGCAAGGGCAACUUGAACGUGCUCCACUGUCUGAUCUUCGCGUUCACCACCGGAGCGCAUGUGUACGGCGACUCGGAACGCCAGCUCAAGCAGCUCGAGUCGGGGCGUAGCAUCACACAGAUGCUCGGCGGCCUGGACCGCCCGGACGGUGUAGGACAGACCAUCCUUGGACUGUGGUACGCGGUCAAGCUGAGGGAUGCGUACCGCCUUGCAGGCCGUCUCGAAGACGAGAAGGCGUCCCAGGUCAGCGUCGACAAACACUUUGCGCGCAUUGCCGAGGUCCGAGAGUUUGCCAGACGACGCUUCCCUCCGAUGCCUCCUCGACAACAAAUCCAGAAUCUGUGAACACCCAUCCCGCACCCUUAUCAACAAGUAGCUUGCACGUCCCAUUUGUGACCCUCUCCAUCUCCCCUCAAUCCCAUUGGCAGGGCCCCAGCCUGUCACAGUUGUGUGUAUACCCGGCAUUGACUACUACCUCUUAGCAUCAUUGGAUUACAUGUUGUGUGGGUAUGAAUGGGCGGUAUGAAUGCGGGGGCGCGGCGGGCGUGUAGAGCUGCGGCGGAGUCGGCGUGGGGCCGUCCGCAUGCAAUGGGGGCGGGGGCGAGUGGUGAAGCUAUGCUGGCCGAUGAGAGGGAGAGCAUGCAGAGCGACGAGUGACCGGAAGAAAGAGUCAGAGCGGAUAGAGAGAGGCUUGGCGAGUUUGCUCCACUGAACUAGCUGGCGCGGCAGAUGACCUCGCCACCGAGGCCGGCGCGGUAGGCCUCCCAUCCCUCCAUGUAGACGUCGGCACCCGUGCGGCCGAUGGAAGAGUCGGAGGCGACCUUGAUGACGAAGAUCUCGGCGGUGCCCGCGCCGGCAAUGUUGCGCGCACGCUUGCCCAUGAGGAGACGGCCGAGCUCGUCCUUGUCGACCGUGGCGCGGAGGGAGCUCUUGCUCACAAGGUCGAGGUGGCGCAUGACGGGGAGGCCGUUACGCGUCUUGAGGCCGACCCAAAGGCGCUGCGCGGGCUUGGGGAGGGCCGCGAACUCUGCCGGGGCGGGGUGCGUGGGCGUGCCCUUUGCAAUGUUGGAGAUGAGGCCGUGGCGCAGGAGCGCGGAGGUCACACCGACCGCGGCGUUCGAGUAGGGCACCGACGUGCGCGCGAGCGCCGCGCGCGACGUGUUCUUCAGGUGCGAGAUGAGGCGGUGGGGCGGUGUUGUGAACGACAUGGUGUGGGUG
Vanrija pseudolonga is the source of this 4099-nucleotide messenger RNA. RefSeq names its product Titin. The coding region runs from base 92 to 3226 and encodes 1044 amino acids. Lineage: Eukaryota; Fungi; Basidiomycota; Tremellomycetes; Trichosporonales; Trichosporonaceae. The transcript is spliced from 8 exons. The record is from RefSeq and is a predicted model, not a curated record.